GUUUCCCCGCUGACAUUCUGAUGACACGGCUGUGUGGUGUUGGUGGCAGCGUCAGCAGGCUGAGAGAUCAACCAGUAAUCACCAUCGUCUCUCACACUGCCAUGGUCUCGAACCCGACACGAACAACCACUAACAACGCUUCAUAUUUCCAACCCGAGAGAGAAACUUGGACGAUUUUAAACAAAGCCAUGUUACCGGACGUGAAAACCCCGUGGAUAUAAGCGACACUGGAGAUCAGAAAGUAGAAACCACCACACGGAAACCACAAAGAAGAAGAAGAAGCAGUCGGUGCUUUUUGUUUUUUCUUUUUUUUUCACACACGGAGGGAAAGACGGCAUCCGGCCUGAGGAGAAGCUCCGAGGUCGGGGACUCCGGUCGGAGUAACGCUCAUCGUUUCUGGUGAGAGAGCUUGAAAAUAAAGGGUUCACAUUUUUCUGUGAAAUUUCCUGGGGUAAAAAAAGCGACUGAACCCCCCCGGCUAGCAGCAUUUACACCACCCUACGUUCACUCAAAAUGGGUUUAACAAUGCAGCUAUGUUUACUUCAGAGAACCUCGGUGUGAAUAGAGCCAUUUGUUGUUUUAGCUUCAGUUUGACUAAUACACUGGUGUUCCGCCUUCAAGAGUGACCCUGUUUUCUGGUGACUUUAAGCCGAAUGCGCCAGUGGUUGUCGUAGUUACGACAGCUGUUAAAAAUGACCAUAUUAAUGCCCUUUCGUUCAUCUUUUUAGAUAUAAAAAUGUCUCUGGUGUCAAUAUUUUGACUUUAAGACGCAUUAGUGAACCAGGGGGAACUUUUACGUGUUUUAACAGCUGUUUGUAACCACGACAAACACAGACCCAUUCAGUUAAAAGUCGCCAGUUAACAGGGUCACUGUUUUAGCCGGAACACCGGUGAAUGGCCGCGGAUAAAGUAAAACAAACUAGACCAACUACAGCCGUCAUAAAUGAAAGUUUAGUGUUGUCACAGCUUUGUCAUUUCUGCUCUUUAUGAGUUAAACAUUUGCGUCAGGUUUGUUGUUACAGUAACACAAACAGUCAGCUGGUUUCUUGUCACUUAACUAUGAGGUUUGGUUGUAAAAAGGGAGGGCAUAGUGCUCUGCUGUACAUGUAUCGUCUUGCAAGCUGCUACCAGAAAACACUCACUGACCCACAUUUGAGAGAUGUCCCCAUACCAAUUCUUCUUAAACUGGGAAAGCACAGAGCUAACUGGACAACAGGGCAGCAAAGCACAGGACAAGACAGUAGCCUAGUUUGAGAUUCUUGCCGUUUUUAGGAGUUUCACCUAAGGGGAGUAAACCUGUCUGUCUGUUUGGGGUGUGUGUUUCGUGUGGGGGGCCGUGGCGCGAUAGAUGAGUGUGAAGUUGGCAGGAUGUCCAAAAGGAAGACAUCAUUGUUCUGGGGAGGGGGAGGAAGGCUCAUGGCAAACCGAUGAGGAAGUACAUUUGGUGUGAGAACACCCAACUCAGUGUGUUUACACAUUUAUUACCAUAGUUAUUGUUCUUAUGUUUUUAAUAGACUUUUUAAAGCCUGUUGAAUGUGUCUGAAUUCACACAAACUGGUUUUAAAAUUAGACUAAACUCUUCAUCAGUGCUUUUCAAACAGCAAGAGCUUUAAGGGUUUGUAAAGUAUAGUUAAAGGGGUAUUGCGGUGUAAAAUUAAGUUAGGGUCAAACACACCAUAACACAGAGUUAGACACCCGCUCGAGAGAUUAAUGUUGCCGACCGCAGGACAGCAGUACAGAGAGCCCAACCAAAACGCCACUCUUUAGCCACAAAUAAUGCUCAGAACAGCACCUAACUUCAUCAACAGUACAUAUAAGGUCCCAGCCAUAGUACUAGCCACCAAACAUCUUUUUAGCGUUGCCUAAAAGACUAAACACAACUCACCUACUCUCUUCCAGCAGCCGUUUGUUUGUAGCGAGACCUCGGGCCGGUCCAUUACAAACUGCUGCGGGUUGACGCAGCUCAAGGAAGAACAUUUAUGAGUAUUACUUCAUGAAAUUGCAAUCAGACCGAGACACUGAUGCAGAAGAACUACCAAGUCUGCAGUGCAAAAUGAUUCAUAUGGUGAUUACUACUUUAAGGAAAUGAUAAAGACAUGAUCAUAAAUGUUCUUCCUUGAGCUGCGUCACCCCGCAGUAGUCCGUAAUGGACUGGCCUGACGUCUCGCUACAAAUAAGCGGCUGCUGGAAGAGAGUAGGUGAGAGAGAAGAGUUGUGUUUAGUCUCUUUGCUAAAGAAAUUAGGCAAAGCUAAAAAGAUGUUUGGUGGCUAGUGCUAUGGCUGGGACCCUUACUGUUGAUGAAGUUAGGUGCUGUUCUGAGCAUUAUUUGUGGCUAUAGAGUGGCGUUUUGGUUCAGGUUUGUCUAAGGCUCCUCAGACCGCUGUGUAUUGCUAGCUAAAAAAGUUUAUCUGGACUCUUGAAUGUCUUAAUUGAUUGGCAAAGUGGGAGACAUUACCGAUCAGACUCUGCUGCCUUUCUGUAGGUGAUGAUACUAAGUUGUCUCCUUGCUCUGUGUUUAUCCUGAAAAAAAAGAAUAGAGACAUUUCUACAGAGCAGACUAAGUUGUUUUGUUGUUUUUCUGAACAACCAUGUGAAUACAUCCUCAGAACAAGAUUUAGUAUCUGUCAAAGCAGAAUAUGAGUAAGAAACAGUCAUUCAGUGUUUCAUGGUUGUGCAAACAGCUUGGCCGGGACCAGAAAAUGCUCUGAGGUUUCAUCCUCGUGUACUUUUCUCGCUGUCUCUGUUUACAGUUUGUGUUGUUCUGCGGAUGCUUGGAUGAAAGAGAUGUCGAAGCACAUUCAAUCAUUUCCUGUGAGAAAGUUUCAGUUUGACAGCCACAACUUGUUGGACUUCCUUGUGAGUCGCGCAUCAUCUGGAGCUUCAGGAGGAGCAGUGUGGGGCUGGAAAUACCUUGUGUUAAGUCUGGUACCUGCGGGUCAGUCUGGAGCUGUUGUGAGGACAGUGUUGCCCGUGUGUGUUGGUUGAGGUGGGGUCGUUCCCUUGGUGAGGGCCUUGGGGAUGGUGGCGACAGGGUAACCUGAGCCGCUGUGAAGCAGCUGUAGCCACGCAGAGCUGAUCCCCCGAGGUCCAGUGCAGAUCAGAUGAUGGUCCAGUAUGUGUAUGAGGGUAUGUGUGCGUGUGUAUCUGAGUGUGUGUAUAUAUAUAUAUAUUAAUGGAUGUGUUUUUGAACAGCAUAGUUUCUACUUUGGACAAGUGCACACUAAACUGUGUCGCACCAAACCUCAUAGAGUUUUUGGUGAUUUUAAUCCCUUGUCCAAGUUUAAUAUUCAAACAGGUGUGUAAGUAUUUGAGAGGAUGUGUCCAUAUUUAUGUAACGUUAAUCUUCAACAAUUUGACAGUUAUAAAAAAUGAUAGCCAGUGUGGUUCUAGUUUCUUUGAGUGUGUUAGUGCGUGUGUAUAUGCACGUUUGACAGGUAUUAAGUCUCUAAUUUAUAAGUGUGACACCCCAAAUGUGUUCAAACCAAACUUCACAGACUUUUGGGGUACUUUUUAGUCCUUCUCUCUGAGGUUAAAUGCUAAUAAAAAUGAGUCCGGGUGUGUGUGUGUGUCAGUGAGCUCAUGUUAUAGCGGCAGGCCAAGACAGCUGGCUGAAGGUUAAUGUGUCACAGCUCUCUUGGGAGCAGCUGCUAUGUCACAGGCACCACUCGUGUCUAUAGAUAGCCAUGAAUACAAACUCUUCCUCUUUUCUCCGCUGCAUUAACACAACAGCUCUGUCCCCGGCAUGCAGCUCAGGCCUCUCAUAUGAACUUAGUCCACAAGCCAAAUGCUGCUGCUCCCAGGUUUGACCUCCUCCACUCCCAGAUUCUGGAUCUGGAAGAGUCUGCUGGUGGUUAAGAUCUCACUGCAGCCUCUGAGCCAGCUGGCUGGGAACCUGUCUGAUUACUGUAAUAACUUACUCCACAUAUCUGGAUAGUCAUCUGCAGUAUUAAUGCCUGAAACAGGUGAGGGACUAAAACUGCUGUUUUUCCCGUCACUCUUGGCAGGAUUGUCAGAAGCUGUCUUAACACUUGUCUGGUCUUUUUUAAGAAGCGCAUGCACGCACACAUACAUAUCCAAACUGACAUUAUGACAGCCCGACAUAGUGAUGCAAAUUUAAGAGGUGCAGAGGUGUUCAUUAUGAGGCUCUCACAGGUGUAAUAUAAAGCGGUGUUAAAUCUGUUUUUUUUUUUUUUAAUUAGAUGAACUCAGAAACCCGCUGAACUCACUGAACCUCAGCUCACAAGUUACUCUUUCCACGAGAAAGUAGACCAGUGUUUAAUGGCAGGGUUUUUGGUGGGAUUCCUAAUUAUUGAUUCAUUUAAUAAUUUAAAGCUUAGUAAGUUUCUCUGUAACAAAAACAGACCACAGUAGACAACAGGUCUGUUACUGAAGGAUUAAAACAGAACAGCCGCAAACAAUGAGUACACAAAAGACUUAUUAACAGCUCUAUCAUUAUCAAUUAUUCUUGCCAAAAAAAAGUAACUACUUAUGCCAUACAGUGCUAACAAAAGAAAGUCAUUUACAAGCAUGAUACCACCCAGUAACCACAGCUGGUGUGCAGGCUCUUUGAAACAACUACAAAGGCUACUGAAGAGCUGUUUGUGUUUGCAGUUUGAUUUGGAAACUGAUAUCCUGAUAACCCCCUCCUGCCGUCUGCUCUCAGUUAGAUAUUUGAGUGGUUUGUUGUUCUCUUUAAACAGCCAUGAAAGGCCGGUAGGACCUGCUGCUUUGACAGGCAUGCUAAUGCUUCACUCCCAAACGGACGCCAGGUGACUUGACUGUGGCUCAGAUCAGAUGAGUCCAUGCCGGGGUGAUUAUCUGUGUAAUGAGAAGAAAAAGAGUCUGUGAUAAUGGUAACGCUUUUGAUUAAGAAAUGUCAGGACUUUUUGUAUCAUGAAUUCUCUGAAAAAGGACUGUGAGGCAAAGAAAAGAGUAAUAUUUUAGACUGACGGUAGUCGGCUGCUUGUCUGAUAACAUCAGAGCAUAUCUGUUGAUCUAAGCGCCCUGCUCUGAACCCAGCUGGGUCCACAAGGCUUAUCUGUCACUAUUCAUACAGGCCUUUCAUCCCAUUCAUAAACAGUGUUAUCAUGUAAAGAGUAAGUGGUGCUUUUCUUUCAAAUCCUGCAUUUGAUUUCAGGUUUGUGGUUUAACUUUUCCUGACAUGCUUGAAAACAGAGAACCUGAGCUGAAUUCCUGUUGUGUGUGAAUCUUAACACCUUUUCCUUCGAAAGAUAACUCUGAGUAUUAGUUUACUAAUUUUCUUUAAAUAGAAGAUAACUAGGUCUGGAGGCUAACCAGGCAGUCACUGAUCACACUUUGGCAGCUCAGUCCCAGCCUUCUCCUGUACACAUGCUCAGGUAUAAGCCAACCUCAGUGAUACCUCUACAACAUGCCAGCACACUCUGAAGUUACCCACUGCGAUCAUUUUGCACAUGUUUGCAUGGAAGGGCGAAUUGGCAUCAUAAAAUUUUGGAGCAUGUUACAUACAGAGAGUCAGACUUCAAAAGGUCGAAUCAAAGAGAUUCAAAUUUUAUUGUCCUCAGCCCACAAGUGUUCAAGUGUGUGCUGAGCAAGCUGAUGAUAAGUCCCCUGUUUAACUUUGGUGGCUGAUUGAGGUUGAGUGAUGGUUAAUUGACAUACUUUAGUUUUUAUGUUUUUAACCCAUAUAUUUGUGUAUUUAUUGCACAUACAUCAAUGUGCCUUGUGUUUACCAAGGCAACAAGACAAAUUUAUCUGCAGUGACAAUAAAGUAGAACCUGCAUGUAGGACUUGAUACCAGUAGUAACACCUUCUCUUGCAUUUCUGUGUCAAAUGACAGUUUUAAUCACAUCAUAUAUCAGAUUGGAACAACAUCAGAGCUCUUAGUGGGGCUGAAAUAAUGAUAUGACUGCAGCAAUAACAGUAGAAUAUGUUAAGGCUGGGAUGAUACGCUUUUCUAAUGAUUCGAUUCUUCUACGAUUUUUUGAUGCCGAUUUGAUUGAAAUUGCGAUUCUACAAUAUUGGCGGUUUUGUUGAUUUUUAGUCUGCAUUUUUAACACCAGUGAAACAGUUGAAUUAUUAUGAUUGUCUACGGACUAUUCCAGGAACCAUAUUUUCCCCCAAAAAUACACAUCACAUGUAAGUCAGUUUUUCAGAUUUAUUCUUAAAUUUGAAAAGAAAAAAACAAAAAUUGUAAAAAAAAAAUCGCGAUACUCGAUUUUUUUUUCUCCCACCCCUAGAGUAUAUGGUAUUUACUGCUAGUAUAGAUUUUGUCCUAAAGGGUUACAUUAUUUCUUAUAUACAGUAAGAAUACAUUUUCCUGUUUCAUUUAAAUAUGCCCCAGUUUUCUGAUGCUAGGGAUCCCUUCUUCCUGGCAACGCAUUUACCAGAAUCCAGGACCCUAAUCUCUAAAAUUAUUAUUGAAAUUGGUGUUUAAUAGCUGCAGCCUGAUGAGCCUCUGUUGAUGAAUGGUAUGACCUGUCAAACAUCCAAAGCCUUUAAAAUACUUAAUAAGCUGUAAUGUGAGAUUUAAAAAAUGCUUUAAAAUGCUCAAAUGCACUCAUUUCAGCAGCUGAGAUAGUUCAGUGUCCUUAACUAGACCAGUCAGUGAUAAAAAGUGUUUACCGACUGCUCAUGAAUUUAUUCAUCUCUACAUUAAACCCCCUUUUCAGUCCUUAGUAAUAUACAAAAACAUCAACAGUCUCACAGAUGUAUCCAUAAAGAAAAUAUUCAGCUUCAUUAAGAACUGAACUUUCACGACAAAGAUCAAGUGACGGUCAAAACCCCCGGCGUGUCUUUGAUGUGCAGCUACAAACCUUAAAUACUGAACUUGCUCUUCCUCUGCUAUCUGACUAUUGUACCACAUAAGGAGCUUGUAGAGGUGCAGGCCUGUCAAUCAAGCUGCUGUUACCAUGGCAGCAGUGUUGAUCAGCUGAUGUGGAAUCUUUUUGCCUGUAAGAUCUAAGGCUGAGCAUCAGUGGUAUGACCAGGUCUCCUUCUGCCGGUGGUUUUUGCUGAAGUGUCUGUUUUAGUUCAAAGACACACACACACAGAUUUGCACGGUCCCGUCUAUCAAUUGCUUUCAGCCUUGUGGACACAGGUGACACACGUGACAAGAGAGAGAGCGGGAUGAGGGAAGUAUGCUCGUCAGUUUGAAGGGAAUAGAGCAAAUGAAAGAGGCAGAAAAGCUGAUUUUUCUCCUGUGCGCCUGCCGAAAAGUGUUGAGGUUCAAACUGAAUUUCACUCUCGAAGCAAAGCCUCACCUGGUGCAGAGUGCGGGGGAAGAAGCACGCCUGCCUGGUUGUUAUGCUCAGCUCAGCUCUGCUCAGCACCACGCAGCACACCACAACCUCCUGCGUCGCUCGAAACAGCCAACUUUUUUCCUGUGCACAAUGCAGCCUUUAUACACGGCCUCCAUAAUGGAGCCAGCUCCUUCACUCAUGUCCUCAUUGUCUUGGCCAGGAUGAGAAAAGGCUGCUCUUUAGGGAGAGCGAGGCUGAGCUCACCCGUGAAUCAUGCCAACAGUCACGCUUGUUCUCCGUCUUCUGUGAGCCAGAAAAGGGGGGAUGGGGGGCAAACGUUUUCCAGGACCCCAAUCCACUAGGUAGACAUGUUAAGGUGGUUAACAUCACCCCGUAGGGUAAGAGAGAGGUUAUGACCUUGCUUUUUCCUGUGUCUGUGGGUGGCCCAGUGCAGCAUUCACCCUAUGGCGGUGAUGGUGGAAGAAUAAGUGGGACAAUUGCUCUGACUCCUGCAGCGACGGUGGCUUGUUGCAGCUCUAGUCUGGUGUUGCAGGGGUCUGCAGGGGGGGGGGUGCGGUGGUUCUUCACAGCAGGAACUCUGGCCUUACCCUCUCAGCAGCCCUCUGUUCUCCAUCAGGAGCGCAGUGGCUGUUUGCUCGGGGCUGCGGCAGGGAAAGGACAGAAUCCAUAUGAAGCAUACGUCUGCUGUCACCACUGCAGUAUCCACGGUACUCCACCUCCCCCCUCCGCUCUGCUUCCAAACGGCGAGCUCUGUACUGCAGGAAAACAGAGGUGAAAGAUGGGAUUUGGCACGCAGAUGCAGGUAGAAGAGUUUGUGAGCUGAGAGUGGUGUUAAGGUGGGUGUCAACGGCCGGUUAAGGAAAUGAAAUGCAGACGUAGUUAAGAGAAGGGGGGGCGUUGCUAUAGGUUGUGAGAUGGUGUGAGACGGCAAAUCAGCAUGCAUGCACUCUACCGCCGUGCUCUGCAUUUCCAGCAUGGAAAAAGCAGCAUGGUUGCCAUGGAAACAAAUCCUGAAUUAGUGCAGGGCUCUCUUGGACCCCUCCACCAACCCCACGUUUCCCUCUCCCUCUUUCCCUCUCCCUCCCCCCUCCUCUCAGCAGCCCUGGUGCUCAGACCUCAGACCGGCCUACUUAUGGGAGCAAGGAUAAGGCUCUGUGUAGAGAUCAUGUCCAAAGCUCCGCACUCGAUCCCAGAGCAGUAACGUGGGCCAGUGGAUACCGUGUGCAGUAGACAGACUCCGGCCUCACACACACACACCCACCCACCCACCCCUUCCUCUGUAAUGCUGCCAUUAAAUUUCCAUGGAACACUCAGAAAGUGAUUUGUAUCUUGAGUCUGCCGUAUAGUAGGUCAUAUCCCGGUUAUUUAUGAGAUGUUAAUGUGCCCCCUCAUGUCCCCUUCAUACGCUCUCGUAAAUCAAGAGGGGGAUUCUCAGUAUUGCCAUGGAAACGCAACAGAGAUUGACUGCAAGAACAAUCAAUGUAUGCUCUGGCAGUUAAUCCCUAAAAUACUCCUUAUUUGCCAAUCCUAUCAUAUAUAUAUCAGAUUUUAGAUCAAGAUUACACUUAGUUGAUGAUAAUAUGAGAACAGAAUAAUACUUAGAGCCUGAGGUGAUAGCUUUGUAAGAGAUCCCACUUGGACUACUUGGAGUUUGAACCAAAUAAUGACAUGACUUUUUUCUUUCAUAAAACAGUCAAAAACCUUCGACUCUUUGGUUUUCAAUGGUAUAAAACAGAAUAAAGCAAAACCAACAAGUACAAGCAAGUAUUUCUCUAAUUAGAAAAAAAACAUACAAUGACCUGCAACCUCAGAUAGUUUAAAUUCAAUUUUCUCAUGAUUGAACUGUUGAUAUUGAACGCAAAAAGCAUGCAGGGAACUUUUAUAUCAAGCGUGUAGUUUUAUUCUUCAGUGGGGACACAGAGAGCUGCUGCUGCCAGUGCAGAACUCUAAAUCAGGGACCAUUAAAUCACCAGAUUUUUGAUGGGUGCCUUGUCUCCCUCGGGGCACCUGUCAGCAGUAAAGAUUGAACCGUUUUCCUGCAGGAGUUCUGAGUUCACUUUUCUAUCCAGGGCACGUGUUGCAUGAUGUGUUUGAGGCUGCAGCAGGACACUGACUGACUUCCUUUUUGGCCCGCUGGAGCCGAUUUGUCAUGUAGCGGUCUGAUGUCAAGCUGUUGUGACAUCCGAGUUGAUGUUCUGCCUCAUCUCAGCCCCUGGAAUAAUUAGAUUGAUUGCUGCUUGACUUAGAGCGGGGAGGAAAGUCUGUGUUAACGUGGGAUGGAAGAUUUGCAAGAGGAGAUCAGAUUAGUAAAAAUAGAUAUUCUGGCCUAUUUGGAUAAAAAAAAACAGCGCUGUGGAGGGGAAGAGGACUCAAUCCCUCCACAUAUGGAGGACUUUAUAAACACAGUGAGUAUAUAAAACUGUGUUUAUCAGCUGUCAUCAUUUUAUCAACUGCUCAAUUUACAGAGAUAAGGUUGUUACAUUAUUAUACGUUACAUCUAGAAAAUAAGUUCAGUCAUUUUCGAUACCUCGCUGAAUCUGUAAAUAUCUACAGUAUAAACUGUUCUUGUGUAAUGCAAGUACACAUGAUCCGCUGUUUAAGAUUGCGUCUUUGCUCUGUCCCAGUUUGCUUUGGCCGGCGGCCCACUUUAGACAGACAGUUGCUGCUGUCCGCUGUGCAGAGGGAACUGGGCCAGCCUCGCUGCCUCUUCAAACUCUGUAGAAACUUUUUAAACCGGAGUUUGCAGAUUAUUAAACAGCUGCAGGCCUUAUUUCUUACUCCUGAAAGUGGAUCUUUUGAGAAUUAUUUACACUAAGUUUGCCUUUGAAAAUACCAAUACGCAGUUUGUUGUUCCACUUCUCUUAUAAAGUCUUGUAAUACAACCUCAGAGAGAGUUUUCUAUUUUUACAAAAACACAGUCGAAAUAAAACAGAAACAGACUCAUAACAGCGCACAGAGGGGUUAAAAAUUCCCCAAGGGUCCCGCCAAAGGAGCCCACCUAACACUAAAAUCAAGAACCUUUAAUGUCUUGAUAUAAAUCACUGUCAUAUUUCUUUUACUCUACAGAUGAUGUAAAAUGUGACUCUUAUUUUCUCGUUCUGCGUUGCUGCUUUUACCUGUUCACUUGGGUGCUAAAGUUAAAAGUUGGGGGUUUUCCAGUACACACACUGCUCAGUCAUGCAAUGAGCAGCAGGCAAAUGAAACAGGUGUUUGCCAAAAUGACUUAUACAGUUCUCUGAAUGUGUUAUAAUUCCUCAGAAACCUCACGUCUCUAUUUUCUGCACUUUGUAUGUCUGCUUUUUGACAGAAUGAGGAUGACUGAUUACUGCUCUAAAAAUGAAGCUUUGUCUUGUUUGAGAAAUAGAUUCUGUGUAGUUAAAACUGUUGAGUAAUAUACUGCUGCAGUGACUAAGAUGUUGUGUGUCUGAACAAAAAUCAGGUUAUGAGUGAUAUCUGAAAGACAAAGGCCGUCACUCGUGAAGUGUUGUUGGGCUCCGAGCCCUGAGGAGCGGCUUUACUCAUGUGUUUUCAUGUCUGGCUAGCUUUACUCAUCAUCAUCAUCGGCGCAGACAGACUCUUGUCCAGAUCUGCAGAAGUCGUGGAGUCAUGAUCUCUACAUUUAGGUCACAGAGAGAGGAGCUGCUUGUAAUCUGACAAACAUUCCCAAACAUCUUCUGUCUUGAUUUGACAUCUCUUCCCCUCAUCACGCAAACUCCCCCCCCUCUCUUUUUCUCUCUCUCUUCCACACACACACACACGAGCUGCCUCCAGCUCUCACACUCCGUGGCUCUCAUGCACACAGUAAAUGCGGCUGGAAUGUGUGAUGUGGACUCGCUGCGGCCCGGGCUAGUCCUGCUCCAUUCAGCGGCAAAUCCCCCUGGUUUAGGAUUUGCUUUUUCAGUCCUGUGUGCCAGCGACCGUACUCUAAACUCACCGUAAGAGUCUCUCACCCGCUCGUCAUGUUUUCCCAGCGGCAGGAAUGUAAAGUAAUGUGCCUGAAUGAGCUGAGUCACAAUUAACGUCUCGGUGCUGAUUGGUGCAUUCUUUCUUCACACAGUCAGACACCUGGUGAUCCCCGAGUGUCUUUGAUUCCAGUUUCCUGCUGUGGGAUUGUGAAACCUGGCUGCAGGCGAAUGAGUUGUACUCUUUUGAAUGAAAAGCAGUUUACACUACAGACAUUAUCGGUGAAAUGUCACGGCCUGUAUCAACAAGACAGCUGACAGAUAGAAGGAGUAUUCAACUGGAACUAAAACAAGCUUGCUCUGUUUUUCUGUCUUACGGCUCUAAUCUGUGAUGUUUAAUCUGUGUUCAUCAGGCCUCCCCUUCCCGAGAGCUCCAUGGAGAAAAUGAAGAAGUUUAAACGGCGUCUCUCUCAGACCUUACGAGGCAGCCACACCAUCGACGAGUCGCUGUCUGAGUUGGCUGAACAGAUGACCAUAGAGGAGAACGGCCUGAAGGACAGUGGUGAGUGAAAGAGGAAAGAAAUGGAUCACUCUGUAGUCUUUGACAUUAACAACCAGGGUUUCUGUCAAACAGUGACUCAUGUAAAUGUUCUUUAUUCAUACAACCCUUUACAACAAACCUUUCAGUGAACCAAAGUGCUUUACAGUACAUAGAAAUUAAAAAUGAAUAAAUAAAAACAAUAAAAAGCAAUAAAAAAAGAAUAAGAUAUAAUAAAAUAAAGUGUCUUCAUGCUACUGGGUAUUAAAAGCCAGAAUAAAUAAAUACAUUUUCAAUCUGGAUUUAAAAGGCCCAGGUUGGAAAUAAGUCUCAUUUCGGUGGGGAGCUUAUUCCAGAGCCUGGGACGAAAAGGCUCGGUCACCUAGUGUUUGUGUUUUGACCUGGACAUCUCCAGCAGAAGUUGAUUUGACAACCUCAGAGCUCUACCCGGCUCCCGAACAGUUAAAAGAUCAGUUAAAUAGAUGGGGGUGAAGCCAUUAAGAGCUUUAAAAACAAAUAAUAAAAGUUUAAAAUCAAUCCUAAAAGAGAUGGGAAGACAGUGUAGGUAGAUAAGGACAGGAGUGAUGAGUUCACGUCUGUUAGCAUUAGUUAAAAGACGGGCAGCAGCAUUUUGCACAAGUUGAAGGCGACUAAGAGAUGAUUUGGAGAUCCCAACAUAAAGUGCAUUACAGUAGUCUAAUCUUGAACUGAUUUGAGCAUGGGCGGCUAUCUCAAGGUCGUGACUCAUGGGCUUGAUCAAACACACAACCAAUAUGUUGAAUUUCCAGCAUGUUUGCCUAAUAAAGUACGAGGCUGAAAUGGGAUUUAGUGCUUCAUUUUAAUGUAUUUACUGAAGACUUUUAUCCAAAUCCAAAUUUGAUCAAACUCUGAUCCAGAAGCUCAAGCCUAAAACUCCAAAGGAUUAAAUAUUUUGUUCAUGUUUCUGACUUCAUUUAUAUUCAUUUUCUCUCAUUUGUGUGAUUGUGGACACUCAGUGCUCCCAGCUCUUCCACCCUGUCCCUAUGUUACGUCACCUCUUUGGAUUGUCUGAAGGUUGAGGCCUUUCAGCCGUCAAAAUAAAAGCAGUGUAUCGCAGCAGCUUAUCUCUGCUGGUAUUCACAAAAUCUUGUGCACCGAGCGAGGGUUCAAGUCUCGUUGUGCUACAACCCUGUUCCCAUGGCGCUUCGGAUCUGGAAACAUUCUAGAGUUUCCAUGACAUCGCCACGGCAACUUGGAUGACUUGGUGAAACCAUUUCCUCCUGAUUUUUUUUCACCGUCUAGCUCUUCUUCUCCUUCUCUUUGGCUGCCCUGACCCUUCCCAACAAGCUUCUUUCAGGCCUGUCCUCAGUUUUCCCCCUCUUGUUUUUUGUCCAAAUGAGAAGCUUUUUUUUUCUUCCUCAAUCAAUCAGAUCGUCCAAGUCCACUUCACCCCUCCCCCCUCCCAACCGCCCUCUGAGAACUAACCAGGCUUUGUAAAGAGCUUUUUGUGCAGUGAUUAACACCAGGUUUGGCCAGAGUGUUCUGUGCUUGGAGUGGGGACACAGAAUCAUGUUGUGUUUGUGUGUUUGAGCCUGCGUGAGUGAGGGGAUUUCAGCAGCCUGUGUAGCAGUAAGAAGGGUAGAGAGGAGACAGAACGGAGUAGCCACAUGAGAUGGGAUCUGACCUCAGUGAUUGGGGGGAAAGCGUUCUGGUCCUAAUCUGAUUAUAUAACACGUAUAACUCCGGCCAGAGGCAGCAGCAGCAGCUGCGCAGAGAUAAGGGACAAGUGACAGAAGGACUUAGAUGUUACACGGGGGCUGUUUGUUAUUUUGUUUUUAAAGGAAAUCGAGGAAAAUGAAAAACUCCUACAAAACAAAUUCAUUAAGGUUAUGAUAAAUCUUUAAAUACAGGGAAAAACAAUCAUACUUGACUAUUUUUUAGACAUGCUGUCAAAAGCUGAAAAGAAGGUUCACUGGUGGAGUUAUCUAACUUUACAACAAUGACUGAGUAAUCUUAGAUUGAAGUGAUAGAGAAAAAAAAGUUUGAAAAAUUUGAACAUCUGUGCUCACAUUUAUUAUCAUUUUAUAGCCUAACACCUACGUUACCCUGAAUCAGCGCUGAAAAGGCUGCCUCAACCCUGCAAGUUUAAUUUUGGCAAUAAACACCGAAAAUAGUUCGACCCUGGAACCUGGAAGCCAAAUAAAUCUGACAGUUAUGAGAGGUGGUGUAACUGGUGGUAUGGCUCGCUUCCUUUCAAAGCUCAUGAAUUUUGCCCUUCUGUAGGCUUUAAAGUGAAAGUAUGAAGCACCACACUGUAACUACGCAGAUUUUUUCCUGCCUCAGACUGAUUUUGGCUGAAGAUAGAUUUGACAGAAAAGCUGCCGUGUUUAUCCAGCCAUAGAAUCAGGCUGGUGGUGGAUUUAUCUAAUUAUGUGUUGGAAGGGUUGCUGUGCUCUCAAUGAAAGACAGAACAUACGGUGAGGUGUUACAAAACUGUGUUCAAAAACUGCAGCAAGAAAGCAGUGACUGGCUGAUACACUGUAUGUUGUUGUAGUAUAUUGAACUCUUGGAGUAUAUUUUUGCAUGUUCAGACCCAACAACACUUCUACCACAUCUUUUUGCCUCUAAUGGUAAAAAACUUGUGGUGUAUCGAACUUUGUAAGAGUUUUGAAUUGCUGAUGUGGAUCCAUGCAAAGUUUGAUUUUAGGGCACCCCCCCCUCCUCUAUCCGGAUUUUACUUCACAAAAAAAAAAGCAAAUAUCCUUCACUUUGGGACAGUCUACAGCAUUAAAAGCUUCUUAAGUUGAUAAGAAGCAGACAUCUGGUGUCCGUAUUUGUUUUAUCUACUUUCACAGCCUUUCCUCUACUUUGCUAACCGAAGACGAGAACGGCCAUGGAUUUGUCUUUUUUUUAUGCACUGUUAUCUUGUGAUAAUGACUUGUCUUGUUAUUUCGAUAAAACAAACAUCAUUUUCUUGUGAUAACGGAAAUGACGUUGAAGCUGACCUCAAAUGGUAACUUUUAAAAACGCCCUCCAGAGUGGGUUUUUUCUGAAACACGGCCAUCGUUGUCAACAGCAAGCCGGGGUUUUCAGUGAAAACACUGACGGCACGCUCCACUUUACACAUGCGCAUUACACUUUCAACAUGAGAACAUUUAACUGCCAUAUGUGAAUUGGACAACAACAGUAACAACGGCGGACACAUUACUAAUUCAAUAUCAAGAGUAAACGAUCUUUGUUAUGUCAAGAAAAUGAGAUAAUAAGCCGUUAUCACAAGAUAACCGAGCAUGAAAAAUAGAAAUUCAUGGCUGUUCUCAUGCUUCAUAUCAAAUAUUUGUAAUUUGAUUUUAUAUUUUGACCAACGUUGAAUACAUCUGAAUUCAGCUCAGUCUUAUUCCAGCCUCCACACACUGACCUCUGACCUCUGCUGAACUUUUAAACCCUGUCUCCCUUUUUUUUAAACCCUCUCUAAUUUUCUGUGAAGAGUAUUAUUUGCUUUCUAAGUGUUGCCUUUUACCUCCUCAUCAUCACUUUCUUAUUUUACACCUUUUGUCAGUCAGUUUCUCUCUGUGUGAUCUCGCUGCCUGCUUCGAUAAACAGCUCCUCUGGGGCUCCAUUUUCUCCACACUUUCACAGUUGGGGCUUUAGUUGGUGCUAGUCUACACAUAAUAAAUCUUUUACCUCUGUCAGCCCGAUUCUCGCCUUCGGACAAAUGCUCCUCUGUUGGGCAGUUGUAGGGCCCUUUCUAAAGACAUAAUACACUGCUGAGACUACAAGACAAUAUGCGUACACACAUGACUCUCUCACUUAUUUACUCUGGUAUUGACAGUUUUCAGUUUCAGUGUUACACCGGAGAAAGAAGCAGACCCUGGUGCAAAAUAACCACACCUGUAAAAAGUAAUUUAAAAAGUAAUAAAGGGGAUGUUAACUUAGGAUCAUAUCUCAAACUCUUGAACUUACUGCUGUAAAACUUGUCAUUUCUCAGUGAUUUAACACAAACCGUCAGUUUUCUGUUAAGAGUUCAGUAACAGGAACACACACUUCAUGUUGAAUAGUAUUUGACAUACAGUCACCUGUUUUACAAUGUUACUGCGGCUAACCCAUAUCCGUGUGAAUCUAUGCAUCAGUUGAUAAGGAGUUAAAACCUCUUAUGUAACUGCGAUUAUUUCAUGCACUCUGGUUUUAUGCAAUGUAACCACAGAUGUAUCAUCUGUGCGACACAAAGCCUGAAGUCUGUUUGCCAACAGGUUCUUCAAAUACUCACACCACUGAAUUAUGAUUAUAAAAACAGACUCAUCGCUGACGUUAUUUAGAUUCAUACUUAUUCAAUCUGAGAAUAACAUUUCUGUGACUCUUUGUAAAGAUUGAAAGUAAUACUUAAAGAUUUAACAACAGAGACAAAUUCGGUCAUUAGAAAAUAGAAGGUCUGAAUGUCUUAAUCCCAGAAAUGAUUUUAGCGGUUCUGUUGUGUUUCUGAAUCUGAACACACAAAUUCAUCUUAAGACAAAAUCGCUAGCGAAGAUUUAUGGAUGUGGGGUUGAAUUAAAGUCAUAAAUGUUAACAUAAAGGUAAAAGUGGUGGAUCCUUCUGUUCUUAACUUUGACAGUGAUUAUACCUCAACAAAAACUGAGACUGAAAGAAGUAAGCAUAUGUUUUAAACUUAUAAAAGGGAGAAAAGGAUCAAAAACUUCGUUGUCUUUCAACAGUAUCAUAAUAUAUUGAAUAAAUGUUGUAGAUUUUCCAGCCCAUACUGUUACCAUUAUACACUGUUAAACUGCUGUAGACCCCAAUAAGAAACUGUAGACUUGAGUUUAAUAAUUCAUACUCUUGACACCAGUGUGUUUGUUCUUCCACAGAGCCCAUAGUGAGGAAUGGCCGUCCUCCGUCAGCCCACAGUGUCCACUCCUUCCUCCACCAGUACACAGGCUCCUUUAAGAAGCCGCCGCUGAGACGGCCUCAGAGCGUCAUUGGAGGAGGCCUGGGCUCACUCAUGGUUAUGCCGCGCAACGGCAGUCGCCUCGGUGAGACACAGUGACACACACAGACGCACAACAGUGACUUUAAAUCAGAGAUAGGGGACAAGCAGAUACUAUUAUUUAUAUUAUUAUGGUCUUUUAAUAGGAGGAUCAGGAUCUUGAUUAUAUUACCGCUCUUUUUGAAGUUGCUAACGUCAAUUAGUUAAACUAAUGAUAAUAUUGUCCUUGAAGAAAAUAGAAUAAAGACUCUUUUAGUCAAAGUGUUAUUUUGAUUUCAUCUCAUGCAUUUUAACCAACUCAUACUGAAUACAAUGGAAACCAAAAUGUUGACAUAGGAAUGACUACAAGUUAUUGCACGAUUUUUGAAAUGCAGUGUUGUCAUAUUCAGCAUAGAAAGCUAAAUGCAGUGGAUUCACUCAAUGUGGUGGAUGUCCCAUUUAUAAAUUCCAUGGUCCGUAUCAGCGCCUUAGGUCUGCAUUCAAGACAGCAUCAGUGUGUGUCUGUGUGUGAGUACAGGACUGCACAGAUUGAAUCUCUGUAUUUGCAGACCGUGAACACAUUAAAAUCUUUGAUGAUCUAAUACGGUCCUAACAUACACCCCUGAUUUUAAAUACAGGUGAAGUAAAGGUGAUUAGGAAGUUUAUAUUUAUCUCAAAUAGGAUGCACAGAUAUCUACACGCAUCAUAUCUUUAAAACUACAUUACAUUGUUUUUAUAAUAAGGAUGGGUCUACACACACACUGACCUGCAUUAUGUGUAAUUAUCAGUAAAAAAAAUUCUGCCAGAGGCAAAUAUUAGUUAGACACAGGAAAAUAUCAGACAAAAAACAACAAGUCCAGUGUCAGACUCAGUCACACACAACCAGCCUGUUUUUCUGAAUAACACUGAAAAUACAGUUUUUAUCAUUACAGCUAACUGUAAAGCUUGAUUUCCUAAACUAAAUGCAGUUUAUACAUCUGCAGCUUUCUCGUUUUAUAAAGUUGAAGCCCUGGGGGUAUGGUGGAGUUCUUUAUAUGCACAAAAGUCUUCAUAAAAUUACAGUGUAAUGUGUUUUUAUGAUGACUGGAUUUGCCUCGUGAGGCCCUUUGGCAACAAAAUGAGUGAGAAUUAUCUGCCAGUUUUUCUAAACCCUAAAAGAGUCUUGUAUAUAACUAAUGCUUGGACACUACCAGGCGCCUGAUAAGAAGAGAGAGGCUCAUAAAAGUGUCAGUAACAGUGUUUCCUUUCCUGCUGAAGUCAUCAGGCGUUGUCGAGCUCUGCCCCGUGUUUCCACAGACCUGCUCCAUCAGUCAAACCCCUCAUCCUCCUGUCCUCUCCCUGUUUUUCUUUCUGUCCGAAAUCCAGAUAUCGUCCAUGAGAACUUGAAGAUGGGGUCGGACGGGGAGAGCGACCAGGCGUCUGGGACUUCCUCCGAUGAGGUGCAAUCGCCCACGGGUGUUUGUCUGAGGAACAGAGGGAACAGACGUAUCUCUGCAGAGGUGGAAUAUGUUUAUCUGAGCUUUUUUGAAACUUUCAGUGCUCUCUUAUGUUCUUUCUUUGUAAAUGGAAGAACAUGUUGGAGGAUGUGAGUCACUGGCUGCUGUAACAGGUUUUGACAUUUGAAUAUGUUGCCGCUAUGAAUCAUGAAUCAUUCGUUCAGUCGGAGGUUUUACCUGGCUCAGCUGUUCAGACUCCACUUAGAGGUCGUAGAGAGAAUCUUUUUUAGUGGUUAACCAAAACUAAAGACAGCUGCGUGUUUGACGACAGAUCCUGUUUUUAUUCUACAAAGGUGGUAAUUAAUGUGGUGUUAUGACCUUAAGUAGUGUGACAUGAGCACGAAAGUCCUCAACUGCAAUCUCAGUGGCACACACACACACACACACACACACACACGCUCAGAGUGACUUCACACACUGCGAUGCUGAACAUACUUUGGAAAGCUGUUUCACAAAGACUUCACAGUUGCCACCAGUGCCACCCACCCAACCCCCUACUUACAUACUUUCUCUCUUACACACACACACACAAACACACAAACACACACACACAUUAACUGAGUCAGUAAGGGGCAGAUUUUGACAUUCCUCUUGUGGUUACAUAAUGUCAACACAUUAUGGAAAGACUUCUCGCUGUGAUUUUUUAUUAUUUUCUCUCGGUGUCAAAGCUGGAUUUCAUUUCACCCCCCCUAGCAUAGUUUGAAUUUAGAUUCCAGGGUGUGUGAUUUUGCACUCAUUAAACAAGGCUUAGCACUGUUAUCUCCAUCUUGUUAAGUUCGACCACCAGGAAGGUUUUUUAAUGAUAGGGUUUGUCAUCGCUUACCCCAAAAAAAUGACGCCUUUAAGGAGACAGUUGAGGACACAAAUGCAGAUCCAGAUUAAGCAUGCUGCUUUAAUCUGGGAUAUAAAGCAGCAUGAAGUGAGACUCAGUCAGUCGUCUAAUGAUGUUUUCAUCAGAGUGGAUAUGAGGUUUUGACAUAUCUGAACAUUUACACAAAGACUGAAAUUGUGUGAAACUUUUUCUUUCCAGCAAAGCUCAGCAAAGACUCGGUCUCUUUAAUCCAUCUUAAUGGACACUAAUGGGAUUUAGGGGUUGCCCGACUGCCAUGUGUCAAUACAAACGACUCCCCCGGCUUCAUAGUGAAAGUGAACAAUGACAGUAAACUUGAUGAUAAUCACGUUUAUCUGGGUUUAUAUUGAGAUCAGUAUUACUGAACAUGAUCACAACUUUCAACUUUUUUAACACUUUGUAGAACAAAAAUGAAGGUGAAUAAUUAGAAUAAACUCUUAUUGUUAUUUAUAUACGUCAUAGACAGCCAGCCAGAGACAGUUGAACGCAUCUGUACGUCAACUAAAAGGAGCGUUGAUCUGAUUUUUGAUGAUAAUACCAGCUGAAUUUAACAAGACUUCUUGUAAUUUUUUGCACUGUGUUGUUAAAAGUCAAUGAUCUUAACUUUAUCUACUACUUGCAUUUUCUCACAAGCUGCAGUUCUAACCUAUUAUCAAUCCUUUUCAAGCCUUCAUUAUAUCAAGAUCUAGACUAGAGAUAGACUGAUCGAUUAAUCCGGCCAAUUAUUGGUGUUUUGACUUAAUCAGGAAAAUGCCAUGUUGCCAGUACAGCCUGUUCUCCUCAUCCUCAAUACGAGUUGAAGUGAGAGCUGUUCUGGUUUGGUGCUCUGCUGUAAACCAGAUAUGACAAAACAAGCCAAAUAUGGCAGCAAUCGUUUAAUCCUGAUCUUGUUUGUUGACAGUUGUCAUUUAUUUUCAUUGCUGCUUGUUUUAUAGUUGAUUCACUUCUUUUGUGUCUUUAAAGACAAAUUAUUGUUGCAAAACUUUGAAAACGAUCAAACUUAACAUUUGCUCAGUUUAAGAAAUCAAGGUGUUUAAAAACAAACUCAGAACUAUGUACCUGAAAGAGCAGACAUGUGCUUAGAAAUCCUGCUGCUCUUGUGUUUCGAUGUGUGGUCAGUGUUAUCAUGAGUGAGCUACAUGUUACACAGCACCUGAUGAGCUGUUAGACAAAAAUACGAUCUUGUGAUUUAGAAACUGACUCUUCCCUCGCUCUGACCGUGUUUAUUGGUUGGUUUGAUUGCAGGGGGUUUAGGAGCAGACACCAGACAAACAAAACAUGCAGGCCUACACACACACACACACACACACACACACACACACACACACACACACACACACACACACACACACACACACACACACACACACACACACACACAAAAAAAAAAAAAAACUCUAAACUUGUAGUUAAGCUGCUUACUUCAUUCAGGUCUACCCACACAGAGACAUUACACAUCACCUCUUGCUGUGUACCAAGUGUGCGCAUAUAGAGCACCCCGCACUUCCUGUCGGUGUUUCACCAACGCAAAAGGUUCAUGUGGAGAAGAGCGCACAUGAUGAAGUCACUAAUGUGUGGGUAGGAGCAGUGUGAUUGACAGCAGGGCACAUCGAUGAAGAAAUUAAACAAUGUAAACACCGUUCUUUGAUUUUGAACUGAGGGAACAAGGAGGCGAGGAACAUAAGAAGGAAGUACAGGAGGAAGAGUGAGGAAAUCCCUCAGUCUGCGGUCAAGUAGUGGAUUGUUUGUGUCUCACGGGAGAGAAGACAGUGCUGUUUUGGGAUUACAUCACAAGGAUUACUGUAAUACAGUCCAGAUGGGCCCCUGUUGUUACAGAUUAGGACGGGUUGAUUGGAGCACAGGGAGGGAGGUGGGGGGAGGGGCAAAGGUCAGGUGAUGGAUGGCUUUACUUGCUCUGGAGACCAACCGCCAAUCCUGACACAGCAGACAGAAACAACAGGCUGGAUGUAAUGGAUAUAAUGUCAUUCAAAGGUUUUUACAUAAUCAUCCCGGCAGGUUUUUAGUAUGAGUCUGCAAAUAUCUUCUCAUUUAAAGCCAUACGAGGGGAGUCAACUGGAGGGAGAAGACAUUUUAAAGUUUUGUUUUUGGACCAUUUAUGGUUUUAUUUGAUUGGGUGACUUUGAAGGGAGAAACAGAAGAGUGGGUGAAGACAAACAGCAGAGAUCCAUGCUACAAAGACUUCUUCUUGUUAUUAGUUUGGAUUUUUUCCGUGUUGUGCAGCCUUGAUUGAUAGAGAGUCAGUGUACUGUGAUUUAUGGCUCCCUCGUCUUGUGAAGCACAGCCUGUUUGUUUUUCAAAGACAAGUUAUUAACAAAGAAAUUGAGAAACAGCCGCUAUUUAAUUGUCAUCCAACACUUAAGGGAAUAUGGAUUUAGGAAUAUUAAUUAAUUUGGUAGAAUAUACAUGCUGUUUACCACCUGCAGAGCUGCUGACCUUUGACCCUGACCUUUGAUGAGAUAAAUUUCCUAAAAAUGUAUAGAGAUAUUCAAACUCUGGCUAACUGACUAGUAGGGAUGGGCGAUAAAUUAUCGUUUCUGAUAUAUUGUCAGAAAAAUCCUCCAUGAUAAAUAUUUGCCAUCUCAUGAUGAAUAUGAUAAAUGCAAGUUGAUGACGUAAGUGUGAGCAGAAUAACAAACAAACAUGGCCGCAGGUAACGUAGAAGACGUUUCUGAGCAGCUCGUUACUGUUACGAAACUCCACAUGAGGGAUUUCCUUCAAGAGUGGGGCUUAGAUGAGUGCAAUCAGGUAUGCCUGAUAUCAGAUAGUGGACCUGCUGCUGUUCACUCUGUGCAAUAAAAGUUUUCAACAAAUGUUAAGAUAAGAUAAGAUAAGUUAAUUCUUCUUAUCUUAUCUUCAACAAAUGUUGUGUCACAUUUGAGACUUGUUUGAUGUCAUUAGUUUUCGCCAGAACCUACCACUCAAACUUGUGUUUAAGUAUCUUAUUUGACUUCUCUAACUGAGUCAAAAACAUUAUAAUAAUUAUAAUAAUUUUUAUCAGGACUUUUAUCGUUAUCGACAGAAUGGCAAAUCUUAUCAUGAUAAAUUUUUAAGCCCAUAUCGCCCGUCCCUACUGACUAGUUUAAUGUUAAGAAAAAAUUAGGAACCUUUUAAAAUCAGGCUGGUUGUUUUUGACUCUUUGGUCCUCGGCAGGUUCAUUUCCACAUGUCUGCAUGUUUUCCUCUGUAGACUAAUAAACAUCUACGAGCUGCCUGCAGAAAAACAAAUCAUCACAGUCUGCCUUGCUUCUGCUGCAUCACUGUUUGUGAUUGAUAAGCGCCCUCAUAUAGACGUGUUUAACAGCAGUUAAUGUACUCCUCAGCAUGUGUUGUGUCCUCAAGUUUUGAUAAACAGCCACCUGUAGCCUUUGAAACCAUCUGUACAAGUAUAUCCUUGUGAAUCUCCCAGCUUGUGAGCACUGCGGCUGAAGGCUGAGUCACUGUUUGGGUUUCUAUGAAAGGAUGAAGGGUCAGUCCGCCCCUCCACAUGUCAGUCACCUCCGGUUACUGAUUCAUCAGCGAGCACGCUGUUGAAAUGUGGAAACAUUCAAAGUUGCACUUUGUUGUGUGUUUGUGUUCAGCAGAGAGGGAAGAAGUUGGUUUGUGUGUGUAAGUAAGUGUCCAGUGUUACCUCAGAGGAAGUGAGAUUUAAAGAGGGGCUGGAUUAACGAUAAUCUAACAAACAGAGGAAAUGCAUGAUGUGGAGAAUCCAGACAUUGUUGGUUUUGUUUUAUGUAACGCUCUCAUUAGGAUCAUGUUUUAAUCCUUUGUUGCUCUGAGAGACUUUCACCCUGAACUCUUUAAGAUCUCCAUCUCCAGGCUUUAGUAUGUACACCCCUGAACUGUGUGCUGCUACACGUGUCGUGUGUUCAUACACUCACUCAUACACACAUUGCCCCCUCUGUUGACCAGUGAGGCCUGAAGCUAGCUCCUUCUUACACUUUAUACUUGUUUACUUUGGAUUUCUGCCCAUUUGUUGACAGUCUUUGGUAUUUACUCAGAGUUUAUGCUGUUUGCCGAGAGGUUAAUUCUGAUUUUAAAGGGUCUUUCACCAUGUUGACUCUUUUUUUAAAUGGGGUAGUCAGGUGUUUUUAACUAUUUUUGUUUUUCUGUGUGCAGGACCUGAACAAGCGUCUCUCCCUGCCUGCUGACAUCAGGAUACCAGACGGUUACCUGGAAAAGCUGCAGUUGAGCAGCCCACCCUUCGACCAGCCGCUGAGCCGACGUUCCCGCAGAGCAUCACUGGUGAGACAGAGGGAGAAGAUGAGGUGGAGAACGGGUCUGUUAGAUGUCAAAACAGAAACGAGGAUGUAAAGAUAAAACAGCGAAAAACUAAGAUCACAAAUCCAAAGCUUGCGAGGAAUGUAUCAGCGGAGGUGUUUUUUGUUUUUUUUUUUGCAUUUCACUGAUAACUUGAAGAGGCAGCACUGUAUUUUAUAAGGAAUUCAACUACAGUCUCACUGAGCAAUAGAUGGCUAUUGGACGUCUAGUUUUUUUUUUUUUUAAACCUAACUUUAACCGUCUAGAUUCUGUAUAUUUUAAGACAAAAUUUAGACGUUGCACUUUAACCCAUUAUUCGAUAACAGCAACAAAAAGCAUCUGUGAGUUGCAUAACUGAUCUCCAAGUACUUAACCAAAAUAAUUUGAUAGCCAUUGAGCAAUAUACAGUGUAGUAUAGAUAUAGCCUAAAUUUAGACUUGGUCUAAAUUUAGACGUCUGAAUAACGUUCAUUUUUAGACCUGUGGUAGCCUGAUUUUAGAUCAGUCAUCUAGGCUACAUUUAGACGACUGUUAGACCUCUUUUAGACCAAAAAAUGCUCAGACAGUGGGGUGUAAGUAGAUAUUUUUAAAUUAACAAAAGAUGACUGCAUGUGGUAUCCAAAAAAAGUGACCUGUAGUGACCAAACCAACGGGGUAUGUCUUUGGUUCUCUGUCGAUGUAAGACCUGUCUAAAUGUCCUUAACUUUCCUGUCAUUAAUGCUGUAUCCAGCAACAGCAGGCAGCUUUUUACAGUCCUCAAGCAGUAAUUAACCCCCUGAACAUGUGACCUGCCCAGCGGCAAAGAGCAGAAAAAAAUGAAUGUGCUAAAUGAAAAUGUAGUGAAUAUCGAGCUGCUUUCAGAACCAGAUGUGUUUUUUUCUCAGCCAAGGCAGGGAGAAGAGUUAAUAUUUGCUUUGGAUUAGCUUAUAAUGACUCCUCAAAGAUUGCUGACUCAGCUAUGCUUAUCACCGGAUAGCUAAUGGUCUGUUUUGACUAACACUGGUCUCAUUUGGCUUGGUACGGUACAGCACGGUACAGUACAGCGCAGUUUGGUGUGGGAAACCUUGAUCUAAGUUGCGUUUCCACAACAGACCGUAACCUACUCUGGGCCGUCAUGCAGGAAGCUUGUUGGCUCCAGACUCUGGCAUGGUUUUUGGCAGACAUGCCCACAGAUUAGACCGCUCAGACCACUUGCGUGAGCAGCACAUGUCACGCAAUUUUUAAUUAUUGCAUUUUUAUUGAGCUUUGAAUCUCAGCCCAGAGUACACAGAAAAUGAAUGAGCUAAGAGCUGGACUGGAAAUGUAAAUGUUGAUAAAAGCCUCUUUAAUAGACAUUUUUGUGUUGUAUGCUGCUGCCUCUGUUGCAACUGCCCCUGUUGACCUUGUUGGUAGAUAGAUGAAUUCAGCUGGUUGGACUACAGUACAGUAACCAGCUCUAGGGGCUCUGCUAAACUCAUUUCUUUUUGGGCCGAUGAAGCAAAAUGAGUUCCUGACAAAUCAAGGUUCUUCAUCACAUCCUUGCUUAUUGAGUUUUAAGAUUUCCUACAUCAAAAGUUAUAAAAAUUAAAACUUCUCAUUCAAAAAUAAACAAAAAAUAAUAAAUAGAUAAAUAUAGAUUUUAUUUGGCAGCAUAAAGCCACAUCUUUAAAUUAGAUCUAAUAGAAGAGAAACUGAAACAGCCUAAGAGUUAAAAUCUCAAAACUGGCUUAUGUAAAUGUCCAGCACUUGCUGCCCACAUAGCGUACGCAGUUCUGAUUCAAGAGUCGGGUUAAACAGGCAGAAACCAACACAGACGAGCUGUUAGGAAGAGGCUGCAUAAUGGAAAGAGAGCAAGAGAGAGUGAUGUUUUAAUUUAAAGAGAGCAAGAAACAGGAGAGAGAGAGAGAGAGAGAGAGAGAGAGAGAGAGAGAGAGAGAGAGAGAGAGAGAGAGAGAGAGAGAGAGAGAGAGAGAGAGAGAGAGAGAGAGAGAGAGAGAGAGAGAGAGAGAGAGAGAGAGAGAGAGAGAGAGAGAGAGAGAGAGAGAGAGAGAGAGAGAGAGAGAGAGAGAGAGAGCUCUCACCUUAGCCUUUGACAGUCUAAUCUCUUCUCCUCAGCCUGUCAUGCGUUCACUCUGUCAGCAGCCUCAAUAAUUGGCUUGUGGUUUUACUGUGAAAGUGCGUCUAUCAAAAGUAGAACAAAGGAAAAAGUAUGAGAGCACUGUGCAUCUGCAUACAUGCUCGUCUGCAGGUUGUUUGUACAGUGCACUGUGUUUUUUUUUCUCAACAUGUGCACGGACAUGUUAAAAAAUCUGUGAGCCGGUCAGACUCUUCAGCUCAUCAGGUUCUGGCUUAGAGUCGGAUUAAAGUCCGGUGAAGCUGCCUCUCACUUUGACUGCUCUGAGGCUUACUCGUAAAAGGCUGAAAAACAACACCAGGUUCUUGUUGUCAAAACUACAAAUCCUGCUGCUUAAUAUUAUGGUAGUUUCAAUUGCUGUUGUAGAUUAUUGUUUGUAUUAAUUCUAAUGUGAUCCUUAACCCAGAGCUGUUCUUGAGUAGGUGACGGUCAAAUCAUCACCAGUAUACUCAUUAUACAAACAUUAUACAUACAGUCAGUCAUACAUGACAAAGAAAAGCAUCAAGUUUUGACACGUCUAAUUAAUUCAAGUGUUUUCGAAUUUUCCUUGAAGGGAUUAACCUGAUUUCAAAAUAAAGCGCUCCUCCCCAGUAAACAAACACACGGUAAAAGCCAAAAGCCAGCGGUCCGUUGUCACAACAAAUCAGCUCUGAUGGUUGUCGGGGGUUUCUGACCUCUUCCACUCCCUCCUCCGCUGCCGGGCCGUCAUAAGGAUUUGCCGUAGUGUCCGUAAGCUUGUCAGUGCUAAUAACGACGCCCACCCUCUUUAAUGCUGUUUGUCCUUUUCUCUCCUCCAGUCAGAAAUUGGAUUUGGGAAGCUGGAAACCUACAUCAAACUGGACAAACUAGGGGAGGUAUGUAAGAGAGUGUGUGUGGGAGGGUACACCGUUAACCUUGACUCUCUCACAGGUGCUACUGCUCUCAGAUUGAGUGAUAUAACACAUACAGUUUACUUUUAACCCCUUGGCUGCCUGGCUGCAGCUUCUAAAAUCACUCCUCUCUCUCCUCUCUCCUGCUCCUCCAGGGCACGUACGCCACCGUCUUCAAAGGGAGGAGUAAACUGACGGAUAACUUGGUGGCGCUGAAGGAGAUCAGACUGGAGCAUGAAGAGGGAGCGCCAUGCACGGCUAUCAGAGAAGGUAGAAGGAUGUUGCACUAUAAAUCCUGCACUAUGAAGCGGUACAAAAACAUGGUUCUCAACAGGUACAGGGAGGAAGAAGGUCUCUAACCAUCGAGUGUUUUCAGAAAUGAUUUAUGUUACUCUAUUUAUGUUCUAUUUUUGACUGACUGUUUAUUGAGUAGAGGAUAAGGGGUAGGUUUAAAAAAGCAUUAUGCUUCAUCCUACUCUUUUUCGGACAUGUUGGGUUCGUAUUAUUAUUAUCCCAUUGGUUUGGUUUGUUUGUUUUCAGUUUAUUUUCUUGUGUUGCACGCACAUGAAAUAAAUGAAAAUAAUCCAACUCAAUCCAUUCCACUUUAUUUAAAACAUUUUAAAAAAACAUUUAAGUUUACCAAAGUGCUGCACAAUAAUCUUAAAAGAACAGAGAAUGCAGAAAACAUCAAGAUGAAAUAAAUAAAAGCAGAAAGAAAACCUUUAAAAUGAAAUAAAAGCACAAAAGCAUAAAAGAAAUAAAAGUGAUAAAAGGAUCAUAAAAGACAUAAAAGGACAGAGAUCACACAAAAUAAACUAACAAAAAUGGCCUCCAUUUAGACCUGAUAUCUUAGAUAUUUUGCCACAUUUUUUAAACUCUAAGCCCCGGAUUUUUUAUCAUUAACCCUAAUGAAAUUUUCUGGUGCAUCUCUCCCAUAAUCUAUAUAUUUCACUCUAGGAAAACAGUUUUUCUUAUGAGUGUACUGUCUGAAAAGAAAAUGUAAACAGCUCUAAACUUAAUUAUUUACAUAGUAAUUUACUCCAGAGAGGGUAUUAUUAGUGUUAUUAGUGCUGCUCUGAACUCAUUGCGACAGGUUAGUGCCACUCAGACAAAACACAAUGUGGGUAGUAAGGUGUGAGAAUCGGAGAAUUGUUGUUGUUGUUGUUGUUGUCAUAAAAUGAAAUCUUGGAGGUUUUAUUCGUGGAUGAUAUCUAUGAAUAAACCUGAAGUUUCUCCAUCAGUCAAUCAGAGAUGUUUUAAAGACUGAACAGUGUGGAUUUCAUGGUCAGAGUGUCGUGAUAUUCUCAGCAGCACUCACAGCUGUGUUGCCUUUCUCUCCUUAGUGUCGUUACUGAAGGACCUGAAACACGCCAACAUUGUGACGCUGCACGACAUCGUCCACACAGACAAGUCUCUCACACUGGUCUUUGAAUACCUGGUGAGCUGAACAGACCUUCUGCCCUCAUUUCCUGCGUGACUCACAUUAUUCUGCGCACAGAAGCUAAAAUAAAUAUAUAUUCACAUCAUUAUUAUUCAUGACCCUCUGCAGAGAUGAAAUGAUAAUACAGGAGCACAAUAGUUCAACUGUUGCUGUUUGCGAGCCUAAUUCUCUCUCCCUCUCCCUCUCUCUCUCUUGCUCUCUCUCUCUCCUGUCAUCUAGGACAAAGACCUGAAGCAGUACAUGGACGACUGUGGGAACAUCCUGAGCAUGCUGAAUGUCAAGGUGAGCCUCCGCAGGCAGCCUGAUGGCCCAGCCAACUUCAUCUCAGUGUCACAGCUCAGUGGUCGCUGGUGUCAACACUAGAAACAUUGUCAAUCUGCCCCCUGGUGGUCAAACAUAGACACUGUGGAGAAAACAGAACAACUGUGUCUUCCUCCUUUGUGCACAGUUUGUUGAUAUAUGUUGAUAUGUCCCUUUUUCAGUGAACCUGAAAUACAGUGAACCUUUAUUUGCAGCUGACUGGUUUGAUGAUGAUGAUUGAUGCUUACCACAAUUAUCUCCCCCCCCUGCAGAUCUUUCUGUUCCAGAUUUUGCGAGGUUUGGCGUACUGUCACAGGCGGAAAGUUCUCCACAGAGACCUGAAGCCCCAGAAUCUGCUUAUCAACGACAGAGGGGAACUCAAACUGGCUGACUUCGGUACCAACAAAAAAACUAAUUUUACAUCAAUAAUUCAAUUGUGCAUGAUCAAGCUUUUUUAUGAUAAAUCAACCAUAUCUUCCUAAAGUUAUCCCCUUUUGAAGCUACACUCAUUUACAUUUUGCAUGAACAGAGUGAUGGAAUAUUGUGAUAUAUUAGAAACAAAUGAAUUUUGGGUAUCUUGGAAUACAACCAGACGAAUUUUCCUGAGUUUCCUCCAAGUGUGUUGGAUCUGUUCUGAUUUCACAUGUUUCUUCUCUGCAGGCCUGGCGAGGGCCAAGUCUGUGCCCACCAAAACAUACUCCAACGAGGUGGUGACACUCUGGUAUCGGCCUCCUGACGUGCUGCUGGGCUCUUCCGAGUACUCCACGCAGAUAGACAUGUGGUGAGUGGGCCUCGCUCGACACGGGUGAUUACAACUGUUGGCAAACACUGAGUGGACUCCUGGCUCCUCUCUUUGUUUUAUCUCUGCACUGCAGUAAGCAAAUAAAACUCUCCAAUUGAGAGAGUCUCUGCUAUGAAUUCAGUAUUGUUUGUUUAUUCGAAGUCUGGAGCCACUGAAAUGAUUUGUGGAACAAGCACAGAUGUUUGUUUUUAGUUUGAAGGCUGCUCUAAUGAAGUAGCUGGCAGAUCCAGUACAGUCAAGACCCUUUAAUUGGGUAGGUUGAUGCUUCAUCAAACAAAACCCUACCUCUUUCUGUUGUAAAGCAAGAAAUUAAAUACUUACAACAAAUAUCCAGUAGUGCUUUUCAGUCGAGAGAAGGGUUAUGAUUUAACAGGAAACGUUAACCUUAUUAAGAGGAAACUUUUUUUUAUAGUAGAAACUUUGUGGAGAAAUUCAAACACGAGACUCAAGCACAGCACAAACCUAAUUCUGAGACGCUUUAACAUUUUAUUCCCUAAAUAACUAAAAGUAGGAAGGAAAAAAACAGUAUAAGAUAAGAUUUUCUUUGUUGUCCUCAUUGAGUAAGUUUCUGUGGACAUUGAACAUCAACAUGGAAGUUAAUAAAUUUAGGUUUUUGUUUCCUAAUCCCAGAGACUUCUUUUUUGGCCUUUUCUCUGAUUUCGUCCAAACUUUGUCCAAAGGUCUUCUCUAAAGGUAUUCAGUCAAUAUUUCACUCCUUUGAGCUGGUUGAGGUUUGAUCCCAGAGGUAAGAGUAUCCCACAGUAAGAGGUCUAAUAGACGUCUAAAUGUAGCCUAGAAGAUUGGUCUAAAAUCAGGCUACCAAAAUGAAAGUUUUUUAAGAUCUCUAAGUUUAGACUAAAUCUAAAUCUGGACUGUAUCUAUACUACACUGUAUAUUGCUCAACGGCUAUCAUAAUCAUAAUUAUUUUGGUUAAGUACUUGGAGAUCAGUUAUGCAACUCACAGUUGCUUUUUGAAAUAAAUAGUUAUCGAAUAAUGGGUUAAAGUGCAACGUCUAAAUUCCAUCUAAAAGUAUAAUGAAUCUAGACGGUUAAAAUUAGGUUAAAAAAAAAAACCUAGAUGUCUAAAAGCCGUCUAUUGCUCAGUGGGAUUGUUAAACUUUGUAUAUCUAUUUCAUUUUCUAUCCAGGAAAGCCUCAUUGAGGUUUUUAAAAAUUGUUUUUUUAUGAGUAGUCCAGUCAAGAUUGGCAGUAGCACAUUUGAACAAAGUUACUGAUAUACUUGAUAGUUUCAAAACGUGUUAGUGAAUCCUCUAUCAUGUUACACAAAGUCAUCAUUUGGAGUUUGAACAGCUUGAUGCCUUUCCUCUACCAUGUCCAGUCUGCUUUAAAAACAUCCAGAGAGAUCAGCUCAGACCCAAGUCCUCUAGCCGGAGGUUCCAAGCUGCAGGAGCAGUGUACCUGAAACUGCUUUUUCUUCAUUUAAGAGCAGAAAACCUGAUAUAUGAGUGAUCACACCUGUCUGUCUGUCUGUCUGUCCUGUCAGGGGUGUGGGUUGUAUAUUCUAUGAGAUGGCUGCCGGCAGACCCCUGUUCCCAGGCUCCACGGUGGAGGAUGAGCUGCACCUCAUCUUCAGGCUGCUAGGUCAGUGCUGCCCCCUGCUGUCAGGGAUGCACACAAACUUUUUUUUUUUUUAAUAUGAUCCUCUAAUCGCAUUAACCCUGGCAUGUAGCCCCCCUGCUGCAGCAUGAAAAAGCCCCUCCAGCUGCCCCCUGCAAAGCCCGACUGUAACAGGAGCGUUUGAAUGUCCCUCUACAGGCACUCCCACCGAGGACAGCUGGCCUGGAAUCUCCUCCAUCGACGAGUUCAAGUCCUACAAAUUCCCCAAGUACAAGGCCCAGCCUCUGAUAAACCAUGCACCAAGGUAAGACACACCACAUCUGCUUUUUGCGAUCACUUUAGAUAUUGAUAACACACUUUGUUAGUUUCUAAACACUCCCCUCCGCUUUUUUGUUAGCCCUCAAAUCAUUGAAGACGGAAAUGAGGGAUUGUUUGAGAGCAGACACAGGUAUAAAAGUAGAGCUGUGGCUGUUUAUAUGUAGAGCUUUUUAGGUUUUGAAGAGUCCAACUUUUGGGUUGUUUAGUUAGUGUGCAAAUGUGUGCUCUUUGUCACUUCCUGUAAGGAAAUCCUGUGGAAUAGUUGACUGAGUUUCCUUCCUUACACUCACCAGCAUCUGUGCGUCACCACCACCUCUACUGACCUCUUUCUCUCUCUCUCUCUCUCCCUCUCAUUUCCCUCCAGGUUGGAUACUGAUGGCAUCGACCUGCUGAUGUCAUUCCUAAAAGUGAGUGUCAGUAAAUCUGCCAGGCAUGACGGGGAUGUUAAAAGCAGUGUGACACAUUCUGCAGCUAUGUUAGGACUCUGUUUUCAAAAACAAGCGGUGCAUCAAGGCGCAGCGGCGGCACAUCAUUCACAUUCAAUCACAAAUUGCUGACCUAAUUCCUUUGUCGCCCAUUAAUGACUCUCUUUCUUUUACUUCCGCGAAUCUCAGUACGAGUCGAAAAAGAGGACCUCUGCUGAUGAAGCGAUGAGACAACCGUACUUCAGGAGCCUGGGGCCACGCGUGCACACACUGCCAGAGAGUGAGUAAUGAAAUGGCAGCGCAGUAGCGCAGACUUGGCAGGCUGCUCUAGGUACAGCUUGAAGGAUAUUGCAGCGUACAGUGAGGAUCAGUUUCAGCUUCAUAACAAAGACUCUUUUCUCCUGGCAAGAUGGGAUGUCUGCUGCUCCGACUGACUCUCUCUCUCUCUCUUUCUCUCUCUCUCUCUCUCUCUCUCUGUCUGUCUUGCAGACAUAUCCAUAUUCACACUGAAGGAGGUCCAGUUGCAGAGAGAUCCCGGCUACCGGAGCUCGUCGUACCCUGAGUCAGGUGAGUCAGGAAGGAUGCAAGAAUGUAUGCUUAGAUUAUCUCACAUAUAUGGAGAAUAAAACCUGAUAGACGCUCAUUUGAUUGUUUGAUUGUGUUUGAAAUCUGAUCAAAUUAGAGGUGAGCCUUUAGUUGUAGCCCACAGUGUAACCGUUUGAGGCUGAGAGAAUCAAAUUGUAACCUUUAUCUUAGGUGUUAGUGGUCUUUAAAUUGUGAUUAUGAAUUUUUUCAUGCUACUUGUGUCAUUUUCAAGAGCUUUUCUUCUGCAGAGCUCCAGUAGCUCAUUAGCAAUUCACCUCUGAGUCAUGGGCGGAGACAGCGCUACGCUGCACUGUUCUCUUCAUGCUAGCUUGUAGCCUAAUUUUGCCGGUGUAGUAGAAGUGGCAGGUAACAUAGGAGCGAUUCAGCUAUUGGACACUUGUGCCUUUGGGGGCAUGAGGAAAGUUAAUAUAACUAACUCACACACUUGUUCUGCGAUCGUCCUCUCUACUUUUCGCGGUCUGGUCUGCAUAGCAGGGCUCUGGGGGCGGAGCUUGGAUUUGUGACAUAGGAAAUCUCUCUGUGUCUGUUAGAGGUUAACAGCAAUUUGAAUGCAGAAAUAGUCAGGAAUGCAAUUUUGCUCUUAGUUUUCUCAUGAUAUGUCCUCUAGCAUCUAUAAAAAAUGCUAUAAGAACAUGUAGACAACAACAAAAACAUGAUUUUCAUUAGAGUGUGUCUUUAUAUCUUUACGAAAACCAAAGACAGUAAUUGUUUUUCUUUGUCUCCCUCAGGCAACGGGAAAAGCAGAAGACAAAGCAUGCUGUUUUAAAUUCUCUGGACUAUAUUUUUUUAAUUUGGGAAGUAUCUCCUCGCUGUACAGUUACCUGGGAUGGAUGUUGGCGCUGAGCAUCAUCAUUUUCAUCACCAUCAUCACUCCUCAGAAAACUACUUGGGGAAACUCGUCCACAGUGCGGCGGAACCCCCUCCUCUCCAGGUUCGGCCUGGAGCGGGCCAGAAAGAGACAUUUAUAUACUGUACAUCUAUAUUUAUUGAGAAGAGAAUUUGCUGCUAAAUACAACUACUGUCUAGAAUUCUAACUGGCUCAGUCACUUUAAUGAGUACAUGCAAUGUGUAUAGAUUUUUAAAAUUUUUUUUUGAAGUGGUGGUAUUUCUAGUGAUAUAUAUUUUUUGUCAUUAUUUCCAUUUUCAUACAAACAAAACUGCACCUCAAAGCUCCUCAGUAUGUGUGUGUUUGUGUGUUUAAGACACACAGAGGGAUGUUUCUGUAGCGACUCAAAAAGGGUUUGAUUCUCUAUCACUGUUGCCACGGCGCUGUUCUCAGCUGCACCUAUCAUAAGCGGCCAUUUUCUCUGAAGGUCUUUGAGGCCAGCCUUGAAAGGACUGAUCAUUUCUUCCCAACUUAGAGGCCGUUACGAAGGCUGUGCAUUCUCGUCAGAUGCUGGCAUAUCAUUCCGGGAUGCUGUGGUCUCAUGUUGUGACCAAUGAACAAAUGCGAGGAGAGGAGAGGAGGGAUAAGGCAAUGUAGGAUUAUUAACAAGGGCAUUACAGGAUUAGUUACGCCUCCUAAAUUCUUCAGAAGAGAUUAAACUGCCGUGAACAACCCUCUCUUCCUUUUCCACCUGAAUCUGACACCUUAUCUGCUGCGGUCUGCUACGAAGACAAGGUGCAAAGUGUUUAAUCUGCGAAUCUGCCUUUGUGAUUUAAAGAUGUGUUCUCCUGAUGCCAUUCCCAUCUCCUUUCGACUGUAAAAACAGAUCAUUUUUUCUUUUCCUGGAUUGCCUCCUUUUAUUGUGUUGCAUGCCUGCUCUAUUGUAUGAGGAAGCACACAGCCACUAAACUCCUAAUUCAGGGAGCAAUAGCUAUAGUCCUGCCCUUCAGUGAAUAUGAUACUGAGUCAAAGUCUAUUUAACAGUGUUACCAGAGAUGUUUUGUAUGAUAUUCUUUAACUUUAUUUGUGGAUAAUUGUUAUUGGUGUGGGAUUUCGACGCAGAUACCCUCCCAUAUUUGAGCUUUUUUCCAGAGUAAAGAAAAUAAAACUAAAGUUUAAACAGAGAUCACCUGGACUCUUAUUGUAUGUGCCAUUUUAUCUAUAUUAUUGAAUGGGCAGGUAGAUGCUACAAAGGGACUCAGGUGAAGCAGUGAUCUGGAGAACGGGAAGAGCACAAGGUUUUUACUGCUGAUCUCUGA
Messenger RNA from Xyrichtys novacula (pearly razorfish), 33833 nucleotides. The record is from the annotation of a GenBank genome assembly. Lineage: Eukaryota; Metazoa; Chordata; Actinopteri; Labriformes; Labridae.